AUGAUCGAUCUCAUUCGCGCCUUUGAGGCUAAACUGCAAGUUUUCAGAAACGAUAUUAUCGCAAAAAACUACAAGUAUUUUCCAUACUUGAAAAAAUAUAUCAAUGAAUCUGAUAUACAUGAGACAACAAAUGCAGAAAAUAUUACUGAGGAAUUUAUCUCUGUGAUUGAUUCUUCAAUUAAGGAAUUUUCAACAAGAUUUUCUCAGUUCAAAGAAUUAUCAGAAACGGUCAAGUUUAUUAUGUACCCAGAUGUAACGACCUUUCAUACACUGAACUUCUCCCAGUUCGAUUGGUUGGAAAUUGAAGAUUUUGAAAUGCAGCUGAUUGAUUUCCAAUCUAGUUCAAUUUGGAUACAAAAAUUCAUAGACAUGAGAAAAGAAUUAGAGUUAAUUGAAACAGAAAGAUUGACCAGUAAUAUAAGUAAAGAUGCCAAUAAUAAAAUUUUAGAAACCUGGAAUGCGUUGCCAGAAACAUUUAAUUGUUUAAAGAAGCUGGCUCACGCUAUUCCAACUGUAUUUUCAUCAACAUAUGCCUGCGAGUCAUUGUUUUCAGAGAUGAAUAACAUCAAAGACUCUGUUAGAAAUAGACUGACUGAUGAAUCAAGUUCAGCAUGCAUUCUGCUAAAAGUAACAUCGUACAACCCCAAUAUAAGUCAAUUAUCGUCCAAUCUGCAACAACAGAAGUCGCACUAA
Messenger RNA from Parnassius apollo (apollo), 693 nucleotides. The record is from the annotation of a GenBank genome assembly. Lineage: Eukaryota; Metazoa; Arthropoda; Insecta; Lepidoptera; Papilionidae.